AUGGCAAAGAAGGCAAUUAAUGUUAUCGAAUAUGAACGUAUAUACAAGCUGGUGAUUUUAACAGUAGAAUUUAUUCAGAAAAUAUUUCAUCCAAACGAUGGAACAGCGGAUGGAAAGUAUUACAUGUUACUGGAACACUUGUCCCAGCUAUAUCGAAUGUUAGUACCCAUGCCSCUAUGGUUUGCAUACUUCACAGACUACAACUAUGGGGGYGAAUACUUUGCCUUGGUUGCAACUUCUAUUUAUCUCAUAUUAAAGGGAAGAAUGGUUUUUGCAAAAGUCAAAGAAGUAUACAGUGGAUAUCAAACGUUUUGUCGAGAUGUGCAAUAUGGAACAGUACCAUCAAAACAAGAAAUAAAUGAAGUUGGAAACUCUUGUCCUAUAUGUCAAGAAGAUCUGACAGAUCCAAUCAUGCUUCGAACUUGUAAGCACAUCUUUUGUGAAGACUGCAUUUCUCUAUGGUUUGAUCGAGAGCAAACAUGCCCUAUGUGCCGAGCUAAAGUAGUGGAAGAUCCAACAUGGCGGGAUGGUUCGACUUCUGCUUAUGUGCAGAUCUUUUAAUGCUACUUCAAAAAAUAAGAGACAAUAUGGUAAUCCUAGAUCUAAAUAAUAAGAGAUAAUAUGCUGAUACUAGAACUAAAUGGCUAUUAAAUGGCUGAAAUAUAUGAAUUGUUAUGGAUGCAGUGGUCAAGGACAGUCAAGAAAGUGGACCAACCUAUUGGAGUUUCAAUUCAAUUUUCUGUUGAUGUUUGUUUCCGUUGUCACUUCUUUUUGCACUAGUUGCUAAGAACUAUGGAUUAUUAUAAUCAUAAGUACUUCAAAUAUCAUACCCAUAUGAGAUUACAUUGUAUACAAAACCUGAAUUCUUGGUAAUAUUCGUACACUUACCCUAGUGUCAUCUUACCCUAGAGUACAGAGACAGUGGGAGAGAAAAUGUAAUCACUUGAUCGGGACAACUGACCUUGACUUUUCAGCUGACAGAAGUACUGUCAGGUGCAAGGGUCAGAGUAUCCAACGUUUUUCAUUUUUGAAUUUGUAAGAAAGUCCACUAUUAAUAAUUUAUAUUUGAUGACGUUGUCAAAAUCACAAAAAAUAUAAAAAAUAAAUGGAGACAGAAGUAAA
This is a messenger RNA of Exaiptasia diaphana, 1122 nucleotides long. RefSeq names its product E3 ubiquitin-protein ligase RNFT1-like. Bases 1 to 561 code for a protein of 186 amino acids. Gene Ontology annotation, molecular function: ubiquitin protein ligase activity. Gene Ontology annotation, biological process: positive regulation of ERAD pathway. The record is from RefSeq and is a predicted model, not a curated record. The transcript has 5 exons. NCBI's taxonomy places the organism in Eukaryota, Metazoa, Cnidaria, Anthozoa, Actiniaria, Aiptasiidae.